AUGGAGGGUGGCGAAGCGGGUGGCAGUGGCGGCGGAGGGCUCCUGCAGCAAAUUCUCAGUCUUCGCCUCGUGCCCCGCAUGGGCAAUGGCACCACCACCUACUCCAGCCCCCUCUCCACCUUCCCAGAGAUGUGGUACGGCGUCUUCCUGUGGGCAGUCGUCUCCUCCCUUGCCUUCCACGUCCCGGCCGCGUUGCUUGCGCUCUUCACGCUCCGGCACCACAAGUACGGCAGGUUCAUGUCCGUGAGCGUCCUGCUGAUGGGCAUCGUGGGACCCAUCACCGCCGGCACCCUCACAAGUGCUGCCAUUGCUGGAGUUUACAGAGCUGCGGGGAAAAAAAUGAUUCCCUUUGAGGCCCUCAUUUUUGGCGUGGGCCAGACGUUCUGUGUGGUGGUAGUUUCGUUCCUGCGCAUUCUGGCCACUCUGUAGCUCCUCUGGAGAGGCUGGAGAACACAAACCAGUGGGGGAACAAAGGACCUGCUGCCUCAGAACAAACCACAGGGAGCACAGUCCAGCCUUUUGCUUCUUCCACCGAUUUAAGGAAUUGGGAGAGCUUGCUCCUGCCUCCAGCCUGGCUUGAAAUUUAAAAAUUGUGAAUUUUGUUACUUUUUGGUAACAUUAAGUGCCAAGUGAAAUUUAUUUAUCUGGAGGGUAGGAAAAUAGCUACCAGAGGAGGAGACCUGUGUACCUUUCACCAGUGAUGAAUUGUAGUAACAGGACAUGACUAAAAUUUGACACCAGCUGUGCUGGGGUAGGAGCAGGACCAGAAUGACAUUGUGUCCUCACUGCUCACUCACCGCUUUGUUGCUUGGUUUUGAGUGAACUUGAACCUCUUUUAAUGUCAGGUUUUUUAAAUUAAAAAAUUAAUUUCUUUUCUUCCUAGCCCAAACUUCUUAAUAUCAGGUUAUAGCCAUAGUGGAUUUGGGAGCAGCAAAAGAAUAACUCAUUUUAGAUGGAUGAGAGUACAAAUUUGUGUCUAGGAGCUUUGGGUGUGAAUGCUGCGCAGGGGAAAUGACUGCUCUAAAAAAGAUUUUGUGAAUUUUAUUACAGCAAAACCCUUCUGGCCCUGUGAAUGUUCUGCCCAGAGGCAGAACACAGUAGAAUGGGCACUCUAGAAAUCCCAGGUAUGCAUGUGGGCAUGCACAGCUUCUCCUCAGGCUUUGAAGGAGACUCAGGUUUUCAAACGACCCUGUUCUCCUUUGACUUGCUGAUGCCGUUCAUGUUGGUGUGGUGGAGCUGGGUGUGCACUGAUCUGGAAGUGGCACUGGCCAGCUUGGAUAAAACCCCUCAUGCUGCUGCUGCUGCUGCUGAGAGCUGCAUGGCCAGGCUGGGUUGUGACCAGGGGUGUCCCCAAUGUGAGGAGUGUGCCACGUUUUCAGCAUCCAGCAAACAGCAUGCUGGGGCCUGGGAGAGCUGCAAGGCUCCUCACAGGAGCCUGGCUGGUUCCUGUGUCCAAGUGAACACAGCACCAAAUCAACCCCUAUCCACAUGCAGUACUAUCUCCUCAUGAAUUAUUUUAGUUUGUUUUGGUUUUAAGUGACUAAUUGGUAGCUCUGCUCUUGUGCCCCGAAUUGUGCCAUAUGGCUGGGGCAUUUGAGCAGCUAACUGGCUGCUUCCUGGGGCUUGGUUCUUUAGAGAAGCUGAAGUUGAAUUCCAGAGAUGUGGUUGGGCAGUGUAGCCAGCCCUAGGGGUUUGCUGUGGUCUGUGUUUGUAUGUGUUGGCUGCAGAGGGAAAAGUGCUGUCUGUGUCCAGCUUUUCAGGGGACAGUUCCCAUCUGUAUCUUCAUUGAAUUCCCCUGGUUUCCAAAUCAGUUCCUUUUGUACCUGCAGCGUUCCCAUGACCCUGUGUCCUCAGUGCUGGAAUGACUGGAUGUGGCACUCAAUACCAUGGUCUGGAUGACAAGGUGGUGACCAGUCAAACGUUGGACUCAGUCUCAGAGGGCUUUUCUAAAUGAAAUUGAUUCUGUGAUACUUCAACAGGGCACUCUGUUUAUCAUAGAAAAGGGUUUCCCUGUACACGGACUUCUCAGGAGUGGUCUGUUGACAGUGAGAGAUGUUUUGCAGGAGCUACUUACUGAGAUUAUUCUAAAUUUUAGCCAAUGUUAAUUCAGGGAAUAGAGAUGCACAGUUUAGGAAAUAAUUUACUGUGAAUCCUUCUCCUUACACCAAGUGGUGUAACAUACUAAACCCUGGAUCUGUGUGCUGUGCUGCUUCUAAAGAGCCAGUCUUCCUGCCAGGGCAGAAACAGUGAAAAAGAAGAAAUAAGCUUGAUUUCUUUUCCCUCUUUCCACUUUGUAUUUCAGCAUUUGUACCGAGUGCACAGUUUAAUUUACAGGAAUUAUCUUGUGUUUUCCUGGAUGGACUAAAAAUAUCCCAUAGAAUUUGGAUAGCGUGGGUCUGGCUUUACCUUUCAGGUGACACCAGAAACCAGUGUCCUGAGCACCUGCUGUGCUCUCCUUUCCCCUGUCCUGGUGCCUGGCACCACUCAAUAGCCAUUAAGCUGAUUGCAACUGAGAAAGCACUUUAUCCCUGUGCCCUGUGCUACAGCAAGAGGAUGUUUCCUUGCAGGAACAGAGCUGAGAGGUGCAGGACACAAAUUGAGCUGUUACAAAGCUCAGAACAAGUGAAAAAUUGCUCAGUAAAGUCACUCAGUGCUGGGUGAACUGAAAACCUCCAGUUUCUAUCCCUUGGGAUCUCCAAGAGUCUGUUUUGAGGGAGUUCUGGUUUACUUGAAGAGUUGGCAGCUUGACCCUGUUUGAAGUGUUUGGAGCUGGCAGUGUCUCUCUGUGCCUGGAUACUGUGAAAUUUUCAGGGAAUUCUUGCAUAAAAGGUGAACAAUCAGCUGAUUUGUUUCGACAUAUUAGCACAGGAGGCAAGUUCUUUGUGUCACCUUGGUGCUCACAGAGCAUCCUCCACUCUGCUGGCAACCCCCCUCUCCAGAUAAACCAGAGCUAAACAGAGAGGAAGAGUAGCCUUGAGUUGAAGCACUGGUUGCAGUUUCCUUCCCUCAUUGAUUUGGCCAUCCCUUUCCAUUCCUUUAUUCCAAGUGAGACAUGUGGAGGGAUCCCUUCAGUUUUCAUCAGGUAUUGGUAGACUUUGAUCAAUCAAACUUGCCAAAAACUGCAAAAAGCCAGCAAAAACAUCAACACUGAGGUGUCCUGGGCUGGGCAAUGCUGUGAGCCUCUGCUGGGGAGCCCAGCCAGUGUACUGGUUAAGGAAACACCUUCUGGAGAAGCUGCCUGCCCUGGAGGAACAGCCGCUUAUGCUGGGGCUUGUGGCCCUGUUCCCUGUGUGUGACAUCCCCCUGCUCCCACCUGGCUUCCUUUCGUUCACAGCUGCAGCUACCAUGAACAAAUCUUUAUAUGAUUGAAAAUUCUGUACAUUUUAUUUUUCUACUGACACUCUUAAUGCUGGUGGUGAUUAUCAGUAAAUUCUGUAACUCGAGGUGAA
Messenger RNA from Sturnus vulgaris (Common starling), 3449 nucleotides. RefSeq names its product transmembrane protein 170A (gene TMEM170A). The record is from RefSeq and is a predicted model, not a curated record. Gene Ontology annotation, biological process: endoplasmic reticulum tubular network organization. Gene Ontology annotation, cellular component: endoplasmic reticulum membrane. Lineage: Eukaryota; Metazoa; Chordata; Aves; Passeriformes; Sturnidae.